Messenger RNA from Helianthus annuus (common sunflower), 1071 nucleotides. RefSeq lists its product as uncharacterized. The transcript has 10 exons. The record is from RefSeq and is a predicted model, not a curated record. Lineage: Eukaryota; Viridiplantae; Streptophyta; Magnoliopsida; Asterales; Asteraceae. Bases 303 to 857 code for a protein of 184 amino acids.
UAAGGAGGUAUGAUGGGAGUACUUAUGCUACCCAAUUUUUAUCGGAUGUAGCCUUUUUGAAUGGUGGCACAAGGGUACUUGCUUCUGACUCAUAUUGUGGAGUAAUAAAUGUGUGGGAUAGAAGAGUGAGCGAUCUUCCUCAAAUUGGGUUCACAACUUCUCACAUCAAUAGCGCCCCUUGCGGCGUUACUAACAUCCAGUUACUCGAAGAUCAAUAUAUAUACGGAGCUUGCAAAAAUGGCUUUAUAAAUAUAUGGGAUCUACGUGGUGGAAGAUCAGUAGCUUCUUUACGAAAUAAUGAGAUGUAUUCUUCUCCUCUAACAUCAGUAAAUUUAAUAUCUAUGCUGAAUUAUACCGGGCCUCUAAAGGAAAUACAUUCGAUCAACAUUAAUCCUUCUUGUCCAUAUCAGCUGGGUUUCCAUCUUCAAGAUGGUCGGUCUGGUGUUUUGGAUAUGCAUAAUUUCCAAGUGUCACAUAUCCAUUGCCCUCCCCCUUCUCCUUGGCUGGAUGGACAGAAUACUGCAAUCUAUGAAUCCACCCGAAGGAAACCAUCAUGGCUUCCUAAUCAUUCGAUUUAUGUAGUUCCGUCGACUUCUAGCAAUGGUCUUCAUCUUUUAGAUUUUUACCCACACAGCAGCUCCCCAUGCCAUGUAGAUCAUGGUGAUUCAAAGAGUACACGGACAAGUACUGUUGAGCGUAAGAAAAGUGCAUUUGUACCCUUAUCUAAACGUGUUACUGCUUGUGUCAUUCAUCCACUUAAUGACACCAUUGUUGCGGGAACCAUGGAAGCAUCCUUAUUAGUGAUUUCUCAAAAGCAUCUUUGCAAGAGAGGAGAUGACGAUGAUUAUCAUUCAUGAAACCAUGGAACUGUAAAUCAUGUUAAGAGUGAAAAGGUAGUUUAAGCAAUAGAGCAGUUUCUAGCGUAUUCAAUUUCUAGUCGUGGGUAGUCAGUAUACAUUUCAUGUUUCGUAUUCAAUUUCUAGUAGUGCAUGGAUACCUGGUAUACAGUUCAUGUUACUAUACAAACGGAUGCAAGCAGAUUUCAAGAAACGGGAAAGAAAAACACAAUUU